AUGGAGCAAAUCGAAGAACAGACCAGUGUAGCCGAGAUGGAAAACGGCAGCACUGUAACUGUUCAGCAAGGGCAGGCUCUUCCACAAAGCUCGGCGCAAACUUCGAUGCCUCCGCCGAUGCAAACGCCAUCUGUGAUUCAGACCAACCAACAAUCCGUAAUACAGACUGCUCAGUCAAUUCACUCGGCGUCUAUUCAAGGUCAGCAAAUAGGUUUGGCGCAAGCAGUUCAAGGAGUCACCGAUCCCGAUGAUUCUGGUGUGUUGGAUGAAGAAAGCAAAAAGCGAAGGGACAUCUUGUCGAGGAGGCCUUCAUACAGGUACACUUGAGCUAAUGAAGAAGAACUUAGAUCAAUACGUGAUGUCCUUGUGAGCCUCCUAUCCAAAUGGGGUCUUUGUAGGAGUGUAUGAUGUGAUAUUUAUAUUUUUACGCGGUCCAUUAGAAACAAAGAAUGGCUAUGAUGUACUUUUUCUUCCACUUGUGAGAGUUGAAUCAAAUUUACGUAGAAGCUGACGCACGAUAUUACGCGAAGCUUCCUCAAUUCGGCACGGAAUGUCGCCAUCCGUAGUUCCGUUACGAUAGAAUACGUUACAGUUGAUGAUUGAAGGUAAAGUAAGGACUCUUGUCUAUUCCAAUUUCUGAUCGACACAGAAUUGGCCGUGAAAGAAAUCAUUGUGAUCAAAGUGAUCGUAGUUCCAGGUCAGUAGAGAGAAAAUCGUUAGCCUCUCUAGAAGCUUACGGUAUAUAAUUCUUGUCUGGAAAACUGAGUGCUGUUUGUAUCUUUAGUGAACUCUUGACUUUUUGGGUAUUAAUGUAACGUAAUAGAUGACGUCCAUGAAUUUACAAUAAUUGUAUUUUUCUAUGUUAGUUUAGCAAUUCACAGUGGUUAUUCUCUGUUGAAUUUGAGAUUCAUUGUAUUCGAUUUACGACUGUUUCGAGGACAUAAAUAUACUUUAAGGAACUGUCGUACUGUCGAAGAUGUUGAUAAUGUAUGAAAAUAAUCAACGUAUUGUAGGGAUUGGUAAAGUAGAAGGACAAGAGAGGUUCCGGCAUACAAUAACGUCAUGAGUGAAUAGUAUGAUAAGGGCAUUCAGGUUAAUAUCAGAAUCUUGAGCGUGCUAUUUUAGUCUAUCAGUGUGUUUUUUAUGUUAAACAUAAGCAUCGAAAAGCAUCGAUGUCCAUGCUGCAGACUCUUUGGAAGAAUAUGCAUGGCUUUAGCGGUGGAAAUAAAAUGCAGGGAAUAAUAAUUACAGCUGUAUGUUAUUACGGUCUACACCCUGCACCUACCCUGUGCAGAUAUGUUCUAGAUUUAUUUGCUAUAAAUAAGCAAUAAUUGCAUGAUGAAAAUUAUGUCAUGGAUAAAAAUAUUGAUUUUGAAUAAAAAUAUUGAUAAAUUGAUUUUUCUGAACAUUUAUCUUGCAGUGUGAUUGGUUGAAAGGUUUUUUUAUUGGGACUACUGACUGUUUAUAAAGUUGUAUCUGAACUUAAUCAUGUGAUUCAGAAGAAAAGUUCUGUUUAUGCUAAAACACAAACCAGUACCAAACUGAUAAAGUCUUAUAUCAACCUAGUUACACAAAUGUAAAGUUCUGUUUUUACUAUGAGAAUACGACUUAAGUGCUGUCCAAUAAUAUGACUUUUGACUAGUGUAAGAGUCUGCUAGGCUAGUGUAGUUUCAUCAUCACCUGCUACUCUGUAGCCAAACCAAUUUUUUGACCUUUUUAAAAAGAAUUAACAAAAUCUAAGCAAAGUUUUAAUCCAACUUCUAGCACUGAACUAGUCAACUGCUUGGCAAGGACGCAAUAGAGCUCUAAAAGCCGCAAUUGUUGAUUUUUUAGUAAAACCUGUUAUUUUAUUUUAGGAAAAUAUUCAACGACUUGUCUGGUUCAGAAAGCCCAACCAAAGUAGAAACCAUCUCUGAAGAUAUCCAAGGUCAGAGUGAAGGUACAGAAGGAGCUUCACCUAUAGCUGUGAUUACCACUAGUCCACUCAGCUACCAACAAGCACCGCAAACCGUCGCCAUUCCAGGAACCAUACAAAUUGUCACUUCAGGUGAGGCACUUCAAGCAGUGCCCAUGGCUCAGAAUUCUUCUGGUGCUGUCGUUCAAUAUCAGCAACAGCAACAGGUAAAGAUAUUAUCUUUUUGCAUCAAAUUUACAUAAAUUUAAAAGUAUCAAAGUACUCACUUUCUGUCUUCUCAUUGGCUAAGAACCUACAGUCAUUUUUAGAAAUCAGUGCAACCCACCAUGCCUACAAUUCAUGAUUUCCCAGUACAAUGUCAUACUGAGAUGGUGUGUUUGUGAUGAUUUUUGUUGAAACAAGAUUUGUUUUUACCUUUGAUAUCUGGAAUAAUCAAGGCCGACUGAAAAAGUUAAGUGUCACGGCCUCUUUUACUUGUAGUACUGGUCCUAAAAUAAUAAAUAUUUUUUUUUCACCUCUUUAGGACGGUCAACAAUAUAUUUAUACAACUAACCCCGGAGAGGUUCAAGUACAGGUAAAGUGAAGUUCUUUACUGAACACAUUAUUCUCCUUACUUAUACAAGUCUCCUUUUUCUUUGUCAGUUCUCCUCGCAAUUGUACAGCAAUAAUGACCUCACCAGUAAUCUGUCACCAAAAUAAUAUUAGAUUUUGGCCACUUACCUCAAAAUUCACUUUUGCCUCUCUGUGUGAAACUUUUUUAUGUGUAUGUCAUUGAAUGUUUAGAGCAAACAUGCCUUAUCAUUGUCGUUGUCAAAGAAGGACUUCUGUUUAACUCUACGAGACCCUGUUAAUACAUCUGACGAGACGUAAUUGCCAUCAAAUAUGUCAUUGAAUGAAUUAUGUCAUUAUAAGGUUCAUCUUUUUUAAUUUUGCCUUGAUCCUGGAAGGUAAAAUCAGUUGUUUACCACUUUAUUACCAUGACAAGCAAAAUGGAAGCAACUUGAAUUGCUGAGUUGUUAAAUUUGUCUGCUGCUGGCUGUAAUAGGGACAGCGGAGCAUAUUUUGGAUUGCUUGGGCUCAACAAGCGGCAAAGCAGUGUGCAAAGAAAAUAGUGUCCGAUAGCCUGGGGCUAGUGGAUUUUGCUAUUGGGCUAGUUAAUUCUGUUUUAACUUGCCCAACGGGCAGAAGAACUGUGAAAUCAAUUCUGCUCGUCAAAAAGCUUAUGGGGCUGGUUGAAAUGACAUCUGGGCUAGUGAAUGCUAGCUUCAGCUUGCCCGAAUGGCAAGCUGUAAAAAUGAUUUUCUUUGCACCCUGUAAAGUCACAGUUAUGUAUGGGUGUGGGGAAAAUUUAAAAUUUUUUCAACAGUGUAGAACUUCUGAAGUCAGGGGAAAUUCAUUUAUUUCUAUCAAUCCUGAGAAAAUUUUUUCAAUUGUGUAUCACCAUUCUGUUAGUUUUUUUAUGCAAAAAUGUGAUUUAAAACAUGAUUAUUAUAGAAACUUGUGUGUGCUUUUAACUCAAAGAUUAGAAGUAGUUUUCUGAUAAUUGGAAAAAAAUCCCAGCGAACUUACUGAAGGGGCUAUAACCCCCCAGCCCCAUAACUCCGGGGUCCCUGUGAAAGUGCUGCUAAAUGCACCUUGAAAUAAGCUGUUUUUCGUACAUGAAUAGUGAGUCACCUCUUGGUCUCUUUUCCACGUAAAAAAUGUGUCAGUAUGUAAGGAAAAUUGAGCAUAAUAUUUUUUCUUAGCAGGUUCAAGUAAGCAACACUGGUACGAUGUAUACAAUACCAGCAGCACAACAACAGUACAUUCGUGGACAAGUUCCACCUGGUAUGGUUCUUAGUUCACCUGGCAUUGCUGGAAAUGGUCAACAAAUAGCUGAGGAUGCAUCUCGAAAACGAGAAAUGAGGUUACUGAAAAAUAGGUAUGACUCCCCUGAAGACUGUAAUAUAAUUUAAUAUUAACAUGUCUGACUGGUCCCCUAAGUACUGUAAAUCCUCUAUUAAGCCCUGGCGGGGGGAGGGGGGGGGGCUUUGGGGGGGGGUGUGGGGUGGUCUGGUGUGGUGUGGGGGGCGUGGGGGGGGUGGGGGUGGGGGGGGGGGGGCUUGAUCAGGGUUGUCAGAAAGUUCUAGAGUAGACGACUGAGUUGUCAAAGUAAGCCCCUAGCUGCAAGUCCAGUUACAUUUUAUUUAAAAAAUGCCAUCCGUAAAGAAAAUGGCAGCCGGCUACUUUUGACAACCCUGUUUAUAGAGGAGGGGGGCUUGUUUGGUAGAGGGUGGCUUAUUCAUUUAGCAAAGGCAAUGGCACGGUUACCGUAAAGACCUAGUGCAAGAAGUUGGAGGUCAAAAACAAAUCCAAACUUCCAGCUGGGGAAUAAACCACCCUGAGUCAGUCCACACAAAGUCUUACAUUCGUUUUAAUCUCAUGUUCAGUACUUGCAAGUCUGUAAAUGAUAAUUUCAAUAAACAUUUGUUUUCUCAUGGAAGUCUGUACCAAUAAGUUCAAAUACCUUUUGGGGGACCCCCAUUCUUGAAAAAUUUCCCUCUAAAAUUACAGAAAGGGGCCCAUUUGACCUUCAUUGACCAAUUUCUAGAAUAAACCCUGGGUGUGGCUUUUGUCCCUCUCUAGUCCUCUUGUUCUCACUGAUUAGAAGGUAGAGAAACUUGAGGAGCAAGAACUGUAGAAAAUGAUUACUGUAAAGCCUUAAUUUAUCACAAGGUUUUGGCCAGAAGGGUGUCAAGGAUUGCUCGCUUUAUAGAAGAAAAUCAAGGAAAAAUGCACAAAGUUUACGUUUUUUCAUCAACAUUUUACUUCCAUAGUCUUAAUUGGGAAGAAGUACUCAGGGAUGAGGUGAUAGAUUACCCUCAGGGUUGUAAGAUACUCACACAUGGUCUUUCUUUUUGACUUUCAGAGAGGCAGCCAAAGAAUGCAGGAGAAAGAAAAAAGAAUAUGUGAAGUGUUUAGAAAACAGAGUUGCAGUCCUCGAGAACCAAAAUAAAACUCUGAUUGAAGAACUUAAGACACUGAAAGACCUGUAUUGCCACAAGUCUGAGUAGAAACUAACUUAUCUUACUUUGCCUAUGACAAUAUCUGAGCAGUUUUCCAGUGGCUAUCAUAUCAAAAGUACUUUCUUUUAUUUCACUUCUUAACAUUACUUUUUGAUCCAAUGAUUUAGACAUCAUAGAUCUGAUUCAUAAGGCAGGACUACAUUUUUUUAUUGUUUUAUGUCUAUUUAUAGCCUCACUGGCCAAAUUUUAGAGUAAAGAUUCCUUUGGUAACAAGGCUAUUGUCGCCAUUAGAAUGAACGUAAACAAAAAUAUUAUAAUUUAGCAACCAUUAAUUUAAUGAUAAGGGUCAAGUAACUGGAACCUAGUCUGAAAGCUAAUCUCUUAUUUGAAAAAGUUUGGGAAAACCGUUGUAAAUUAAGCUGUGACCUGAUGUACAUUUAUUCAUCAAUUUUUGUGUUGCAUUAUUAGGUUUUGGUCACCAUAGAUUUUCUCAGAGCCAGUGGAAAAUUGCUUUUAGUAAAUCAACCUUGAUAACUAAAUCCAAAAGCGCCAAGACUCGAGACAUUGUAAAUAGGCUAUCAGGCCCGCAAGUUUUAUCCAUUUGUAAUAAUGCUAAACAUUCAUGAUUUUCUACCAAAAGUCUUUUAUAACCAUGUUGGUUUCACCUGAAACACCACUGAAGUUUGUUGUGUUUUAUUGAGAUUAAUUAUUGUUAACAUAGGUGCAGAAGAAUGCAUGUCAUGUCUUCCAGUGGUGAAAAAUUACUAAAUUAUAGAUUUAAAAUAAUCCACAAGUACAUGUACUACUCUAAGUAGCUUGUAAAAAAUAGUUGUAUGGUAAAGUAAAACCAUUUUUAAA
This is a messenger RNA of Porites evermanni, 5778 nucleotides long. The record is from the annotation of a GenBank genome assembly. NCBI's taxonomy places the organism in Eukaryota, Metazoa, Cnidaria, Anthozoa, Scleractinia, Poritidae.